Molecule: messenger RNA, 4071 nt
Organism: Neodiprion virginianus
Lineage: Eukaryota; Metazoa; Arthropoda; Insecta; Hymenoptera; Diprionidae
Exons: 1
Coding region: 1-4071 (1356 amino acids)
Biological process (GO): DNA integration
Molecular function (GO): zinc ion binding; nucleic acid binding
Source: RefSeq, a predicted model, not a curated record
AUGGGUGAUCCUGCCCCCGUAAUCCAAGUUAACGCCAGCGCAGCCAACUUUCUGCAACUCCCGAACAACUUCGACUUCUCAAAACCAGAAACGUGGCCCACCUGGAAAAAACGUUUCAUGAGAUAUUUAAACGUAGCAGCCCUGUCGGCGAAACCAGCAGUGGAGAAGAUCGACCUCUUGCUGUACGCGAUGGGAGAAAAAAGUGAGGAGAUCUAUAUGCAAGUGAUGCCAGAGCCCGACGGUAAGAGUUUCGAAGACGUGAUGCAAGCCCUCACGGACUAUUUCGAGCCAAAGAAAAACGUUGUCUUCGAGAGGUCUCGUUUCAACUCUCGAUCUCAGCUCGCCGGAGAAACAGUCGACCAAUACGUCACAGCGCUGCACGUCAUGGCAGAAAAGUGCAAUUAUGGUCAGCUAAGGGACGAGUUAAUUAGAGACCGCAUCGUCAUGGGGCUAGCAGAUACGCGAACAAAAGAGCGCUUGCAACUCAAGUCCGACCUAACCCUAGAUUCCGCCGUGACUAUCGCUCGCCAAACCGAAGAGCAGCGUCGGCAAGUAAAAUCUCUACCGGCAGCUCCCGAAGUUAUCGACAUCGAUAGAGUGAAAGUCGCUACCGGCGGUGGCCAACGCUCCGCGCCGAAAGGACAAAAAACGGAUUGUUCGAGAUGCGGCCUGAAAUUCCACAGAAACAACAAUUGUCCGGCGCUAACCUCAAAGUGUCGCAGCUGCGGAAAAAUCGGUCAUUGGGACAAAGCCUGCCGAUCAAAAUCGGUGAAUCUCGCACAUGCCGCAACAAGCGAGGUUACAGACAAAGAAGAAGAAGAGACCAGCAAGGCUUAUUUCCUGGGGAACGUCUCGCAAAGCGGAAGCAACAACGACUUCGACGUGAAUGCCUUCAUCGUCGAUUUUCAGCAGAGCAGAAAAUUCCACAUAGAUACGGGGGCAGACAUAACCUGUGUGAAAUAUUGCGACGUCCCAGUAAGCGAGCUCGGUAAGAUAAUUCGAAAAAAAAUGAAUGUGCAGGGUCCCGAUGGGAAAUAUUUAGAUGUAGUCGGAGUGCUGCCCGUAACGAUAAGAAUCAACAGUCAUGCUAAACAGGUGCCAUGUUGCAUAAUAAAAAACCUUCGGAAGAACCUUUUCGGAAAAGACGCGAUUAAAAUCUUUAACCUGGUGCGAAUAAUGGGCCCGCUCCAGGCUAGAGAAAAUUCGUCGGUGCGCAUCGAGCAAGAAUUUCCGGAAAUUUUUAAAGGCCUCGGAAAUUUCAAGCAAGAAUUUAAAAUUCAUCUAAAGCGCGAUAUUAUUCCGUUCAGCCAGUCAGUCCCUCGAUCAGUACCGAUACCGCUGCUUCCUAAGUUAAAGAUCGAACUAGCCAAGAUGGAAAAAGACGAUGUAAUAGAGCGCGUAAAAGAGCCGACAAAGUGGUGUAGCCCUAUAGUUUGCAUUCCGAAAGGCGAAACGGUUCGAGUUUGCGGAGAUUACACUCAGGUCAAUAAGAACAUACUAAGGCCUGUCUUCCCAAUUUUAAAUGUCGAUAUUUCUCUGGCACGUAUGAGACGGGCUAAAUUCUUCAGCAAACUAGACGCUAAAUCGGGAUUUUACCAGAUAAAGUUGGAUCGCGAGAGCCAAGAACUAACGACUUUCAUUACCCCGUUAGGGAGAUAUGCGUUUAAAAGACUACCGUUCGGAAUAAAUUCAGCGCCAGACUUGUUCGCGGAGGUCUUUUCGAGAAUUUUUGACGACAUGGCAAACGUAAUCGUUCACAUGGACGAUAUACUGAUCUAUGGGGAAUCCAUGGAGCAGCAUGACGCGACCUUGAGAGAGGCUCUGAAACGUAUCAGUAAGGAAGGAAUAACGCUAAAUCAGUCAAAAUGUAUAAUCGGCGUGCAAGAGGUGCAGUUCCUUGGGCACUUAGUCUCAGCUCAGGGCAUAAAAAUUUUGCCAGAAAGAGUUUCGGCCAUACAAAAUUUUCCGGAGCCUACAAACAAAACGUCCUUAAUGCAAUUUUUCGGGAUGGUCAAUUUUGCCGCAAAGUUCCUUCCGAACAGGUCUACUAUCCUUGAACCCCUCAAUUUUCUCUUAAAGAAAAAUUCAGCGUUCGUGUGGGACUCAGCUCAAAAAAACGCGUUUCGGGAAAUAAAAGAACUUUUAGCAGCAGCUCCCAUCCUGGCUCUGUACGACUAUUCAAAACCUAUAUGGAUUCAAGCAGAUGCUUCAAGCUACGGUAUCGGUUUUGUUCUUUUGCAGGGGAAUAGCGAGGAGCGGCAGAUUGUCGCCUACGGUUCGUACACUUUAACACCUACAGAACAACGUUAUUCCCAAAUUGAGAAAGAGGCUCUAGCCUUGACGUACGCAGCCGAAAAAUUCGCGGAUUAUAUAGUUGGAAUCACGAUAACCUUCGAAACGGAUCACAAGCCCCUCCUUCAAAUUCUUCAAACAACGCCUCUGGACGAUUUAACGCCGCGUUUGCAACGUUUCCGUCUUCGCCUUAUGCGUUACAGCUAUACCGUAAAAUACACCCCCGGAAAAUCCUUGGUACUGGCCGAUGCUCUAUCUCGCAACCCAGAAAAAAGAAACGCGAAUACCAAUGUAAUCGAACAGGACACUUCUGAUUUUGUAUUGGCCACUAUCAAGAGCCUUCCAGCCUCUAAUGACAUGUUGCAUAAAGUCCGCGACGAACAAGGAAAAGACGCAAUUUGUCAGCUACUAAAAAAGUUCUGCGCAACCAAAUGGCCGUCGAAAAAUCAGAUCCCGACCGAGUUGAAAGAGUACGCGCCACUCAAACACCACUUCUCGAUCGGCGACGAUCUCCUACUGUACAACAGCCGUUUGGUAGUUCCGCGCAGGCUCCAAAAAGAAUUAUUACUUCGCCUACACGAGGGCCAUUUAGGUAUCACGAGGUGCAGAGACAGAGCAAAACAAGCCAUUUGGUGGCUGGGUCUAUCGACGCAACUAAAAAACCUAAUACUCAAUUGCCCAAAUUGUGUAGAGCAUCGAGUUAACCCGAGCCAACCCUUCAUACAGGAAGACUUCCCGGCUAGACCGUGGCAGAAAAUAGGCAUAGAUCUCUUUAAACUAGACUAUUGGUACGUCAUUAUCACCGACUACUACUCGCGGUACUUCGAGUUUUUCCGUCUCGGAUCGUUAAGCUCGAAAGCGAUCAUAGAGGUUUGUAAGGAAGCGUUUUCAAGGUAUGGUUUGCCGGAUAUCGUUCGUUCGGACAACGGUCCACAGUUCACGUCCGAAUUUAAGCGGUUCGCCGACCAAUACGGAUUUCUAUCGGUGACAAGCUCACCUCACUUCCCGCAAAGCAACGGAGCGGUAGAAGCAGCGGUAAAAACAGCAAAAAACUUAAUAAAAAAGUCCAAGGACGACGAUAUCCACCUAGCCCUGCUUGCAUAUAGAAGCACACCCCUGGAAAACGGUUUCAGCCCCGCAGAAUUAUUUUUGUCAAGACGGAUUAAAUCGAGCAUUCCAACGCUGCCAAGCAGGCUUCUACCAGCUGUCAGCGCUACAAAAAAGCUCAAAGGCGACGAGGCAGCUCGAAAAAUGCGGCAAGCUCGUAAUUUUAACUCUAGACACCGCGCCGUUGAAUUAUCUCCACUCAAAGCAGGAGACCCAGUUUGGAUUAUCGAUCUCAGGACGUAUGGAAAAAUACAAAGCCCUUCAGGCGAGCCUAGAUCCUAUUGGGUACUAACAAGCAACGGAACGAUCCGACGUAACCGUUUUCACCUCGUACCGGCGCCAUAUAAAAAAUUUGAUCCGAGUUCAAGUAACUACAGUCCUGGGGUAGUCGACGAUCCAAGCUCCGGUCCAUCUUUAGUCAAUAAGGGUAGAAGGGUAGAGGAAGCAGAACAAAACAGUAUUCGCCCUAUGGUAGAAAAUAUGCCUCCCAAAACAGCGACCUCGGAUAAGGCCCAAGACGACGAAUCCGGGGCGAGUAGCGCGACGGAGGACAAUCCCGUCGAAACCGUAACCGAGCCACCAAGCGAAAUAACCCGAUCGGAAACCACGUCUAGACCCCAGAGGCAAACGAAUAGACCGUCGUGGUGGAAAGAUUAUUGGACCCCGUCCUAG